Messenger RNA from Nomia melanderi (Alkali bee), 3163 nucleotides. It is a transcript of the gene Nplp1, whose product is annotated as Neuropeptide-like precursor 1. The record is from RefSeq and is a predicted model, not a curated record. Lineage: Eukaryota; Metazoa; Arthropoda; Insecta; Hymenoptera; Halictidae.
UGGUAUUCGGAUUUGUCGAACGACGCCGAAAGGAUAUCGCUGAGUUGUCGCCGACAUGAGCCUGACCAGAAGCUACCUCGUGACCCUUCUACUUUACGUCUCAAUUGUCAACCAGUUACAUCUGCCCCUCGUGAGAUGCCAGGAUGAGGAGAGCCCUCAGUGUAUACCCAAAAAGACUUUCGUGAUUCAGGACGCGAAAAACCGCAAUGACAUGGCGCACUUAAAGGCUUUAACCGAAGGAAGCGGCGAUGACACGGUGAUCCGUAUACCCCCCGCAAUGUAUUUAGAACUGUUUAAAGACCCGGUCCUGCGUGGACAUCUCAUCGGGCACGCGCAAAAACUGCCAGACGUAUCGGGAGGCUUCUUCGACGAUAGCGAAGAAAUUGACGCGGAGCUUUUGGAACCGGGCUCGCAAAAAAGGAGCAUCGCGAUGCUAGCCAAAAACGAUGAUCUGCCGAUCAGCAUUCAGGACCGACUCAAUGAAAACCAGGACGAUGAAGAAAAGAGGACUGUUAUCUCCAGCGGCGAUUCCGAACCAAGCGGCCCGAAAAUUCCCCGGGAAUAUUUCCUGCCUCGCUCGGUGCUGGACGCGGCAGCUCUGACAGCAGAUUACCCGAUGGAGAAGCGAAACGUCGGCACUCUGGCCAGAGAUUUCGCGCUACCACAGGGCAGACGGAACAUCGCGUCGAUGGUGAGGGAUCAAGAACUCCAGGGCAAAGGGAACGCCGCUGAAGAUCAAGCGGUAUCGUUCGCCGGUAAAAGAAACGUCGCUUCCCUGGCCAGAACGUACACGUUGCCCCAAACUGGCAAAAGGAACGUGGGAUCCAUCGCGAGAGAUUACGGGCUUCCGUACGGCAAACGGAACCUCGGCUCCUUGGCUAGAACUGGAGACUUCCCAUGGCGCGAACAGGGAAAAAGGAGCGUCUCCUCUUUGGCGAAAAAUAUGGCCUGGCCUAUUACCCUCAAGAGAGGCAUUUCGAUCCCAAGCAGCGUGAUCCUGAGAGCCAUUUCAAACAGGAGGUCCAAGAAAGAGAUCGACUUCUCCGAGGAGUAUCCUAUGCCGGUCAUGCAGAACACUAACGGUUUCGAUUACGAAGAUAUGAUGGACACCCUCGGCGGUCAGUAUCUGAACGCUGAGAAAAGGUUCAUGGGAACAGGUUCUGUACCAGAGUUGCAGCUGAUGGUAGAACAGUCCGGGUACCCGGAAACAUUUCAAGCAAGUAAAAGACACAUCGGAUCUUUGGCACAAAUUGGUUGGCUUCCACCUUUAGGGGCCUCUCGAUUUUCGCGAUCACCCCGGUAUCUAGUUGGCAGGGAGAAUCCCGGAGAUGAGUCGUCCACGAACAACUCCUCCGCCCCGUCAACAAGGUCUUUAAGGCCACAUUUUAAAGCGGGUUCGCCCCACGUUCAAGCCUUGCACGAAGAUUGUCGACACGGCUUCAAAAGGUUCUUGUUAUCAACGACCGAUAAUUUUCUUAGAAAGAAAUUCCCCAAAAUGCCAUAAACCGACUAUCCAGCUACUCGUCGUGUGCGAAAUUAAUAAUACCGAUAAGCUUAUCUCUACAAUUUUUUCCAACGGGUACAGCAAAAGAUGAAAGCUGAAAAUUCUAAACAUGCUGCUUCGAAGGACUCUACCUUCCGGCCGGCGUACAGAUUUAGGAUACUCUGUCUCAAGUGUAUGGUCAGCGCACAUCAAUUUCUUGUCGCAGAAGAGACCUAGGAUAUGCUUUAUAGGCAUUUUAUAUGAGUUUCCGUUAUAUUUUUUGAAAUAUCGAUAUUGUAAAAAUUUCGUUUAAAGGAUACCACAGAAAUUGUGUUAUAUUCUUCGUAUAAGCUUCGCACGGUUCAUUGAAUGAAGUAAUUUCAUUCACGAAAUGAUCUUUUUAUUAUAAUAGUUGAAUGAAACUCUACAUACCGAAAUUCAUUUCGUUUCGUAUAUGACGUAUAAAAUGUCACUAGUUUGUUUUAUGUAUUAUAAAUAUCUUUUAAUUUGGAUCAUUUUAAUUUUAAUUCUUCAGUCAAUUAAAAAUUUCAAGUAGCUUUCACAAUUUAAGGUUUUCUUAUUAGAUUACAUGUUGUUUCUACGGACAAAUAUAUGGCGAUUAUUAAAUUCCAUUUUUAGUUGCAAUUUUAGUAACAAUUUUUAAUUGAAAUACUUUCGUAGUCGUAUCAAAUUAUUUAUUAGAGAGCAAGACAAUUUGCUGCAGUGAUACUUUGCGUCAGAGCUUGAGUUUUAUACUUUGUUCUUUACAUCAGAAGAUUAGAUAUAUGAGAUAUCUUCGAUGUACUAUCAAUGAAAACAACUUCUAUUAUAAAUAUUAUUACAAAAUUGUAUGUGUUUGACGACAAUUGAAUUACAUAUUAGACAAUAAUCAAUGACAAUAAUAUCGUGUUAGUGUUUAUAAUAACAUUAUAAAGUCAGUAAUAUUAUCAAACGCGCCUCAAGCUCUUUUGCAAGAUCAUAAGUGUCUUUCUGUUAGGAUGUAAAAUAAGUCUAACAAGCAAAAUACGUAAAGUGCUUUUAAUGUUUCUUUAAUCGACAUCUAUUCUUAAAAAACUCGGAACCCCGACUGCGCUGAAAAUACAAAUAUAUUCACCUGACAAUAAAUAAAAUAAACAAUAACAUAGGAUUUGAUAACUUCAGAUGUUUCUGUACUCGAGUUUAAGAAAACAGUCUCUACAAUCGAAAAAUUCGGUCGAAAUGUAACUGAAAGUUUGUCUAACGAAAGAUAAAACGUUCCUCGCGAACCUUUUGGAUAAAUAUUCUAAGAUAUUUUCAUUCGACUUACUAUAUCGCAAUGUUUUAAUGCUUCUCUACAGUAGACAUUUACAAUAGCUGAAAAAUACAAUUAAGGAAGCCGUGACGUGAUCUUCGAUAUACAUAUACCAGUAGUCGGUGUAAAUCUUAGUACUCAGGGCUUACAAGCUCGAUAGUAAUAACGCAAAUUCAGCUUUUAUUUGUUUAUAAUAUAUAUAUAUUUCAUUACUAAUAAGUAGAAGUAAUAGAAUACUGUGUAAUAUGUGUAUAUUAAUGUGAUUUUCAAUCAGGAAGAUUUCGACAUGGUUGUUUCCGAUUGAAUGAUAUCAUCGAUUUAUUACUGAUGCGAUUCGUGCAUAUUGUUGGUUAAUCAUCUUCGAUUUUAUGAUAAUGUAUUUAUGUGUU